UUAACCCACAAACAGUAAAAUCAAUAUGCAGUAAAGCAUGCUUGUUAUACUCACUGUGGAAUCUAAGGGGUUAAUCCUCUGCAUUGUUUAAAAAGGCUGUUUGAUCCUUUUUUCUCUGCCCCACCUUUUGUUGAAAUGACCACCUGAUACAGACUGAAUCCGUAGUUACAUGCACAUGCUCAGUUUGGUGUGUAUUGCUAGAGAGGUUUUUUUGUUUGGAGAGUGCAUGUCAUCAGCACAGGGCCAAUCAGCACUGUCCAGACAGAGGUCGGGGGUUCAAAGAAAACCCCUACAUGCUUUAACCAGUGCUCUGCUGAAGCUUGUGAUUCAGGAGGAGACUGAGGGGGUGAGGCGAGGGGUCGAGAGAUAGAUCUGCAUAAUUUCAUUUCCAUGUUGUGUGUACUGUGGGAGAACAGAUUUAGUGAA
Staurois parvus is the source of this 426-nucleotide messenger RNA. The record is from the annotation of a GenBank genome assembly. Lineage: Eukaryota; Metazoa; Chordata; Amphibia; Anura; Ranidae.